AUGUAUUCAUCCAAAGUUGCUUUCACACUUGUUGUUUCAAUUGCAAUUGUAACAGCAGUUCCUCUCGGAGGGAUACUCGGAAGAAAUGGACAAGGAGGUCUCGGAGGAAUCCUUGGUGGAGGUGAAGGUGGUUUAGGAGGAAUACUCGGAAAUGGUGGAUUAGGUGGAAUCCUCGGAGGAAAUGGAUUGGGAGGAGUACUUGGAGGAGAGGAUGGUGGAUUGGGAGGAAUCAUUGGUCAACUUCUUGGAAGUGCAAAUGCAACAGAUGGACUUUUGGGAAUUAUAAAUCCAGCAGAUUUAUUGGAUUUGUCUCUUCUUGGAGAUGGCCUCACUCAAAAAAUUAUUGAUCUUGUUGAAAAGAUUCCAGGAAGUGCUCUCCCUAAAGUACAAGAAAUUCUCUCGAAUGUGGAUAAUCUUGGAGUUGAGGAAGUUCUAUCCAAGCUUAACGGUCUUGUUCCUGGCCUUGGAGAUGAACUUGAAAAUCUUAUCACAACAGUUCUCAAUCUUAUCGAACAGUUGCUCAAAGAAGUUGCCGAUAUUCUUCAAAGUCUUCCAGAUGUUUUAGGAGAAUUAUCUAAAAUCGUGGAUGACCAAAAUUUAACAUCUGUUGAGAAGAACGAUGCUAUCAAUCAAUUGAAAGGAACAAACAAAAUUGAACUCAAUACAAUCAUUUUUAUUAUCGCUCAACUCCUCAACGGAGGAGCACUUCCAGAACAUCCAGAACUUCCACCUACUCCAAUCAAUGUUUAG
Messenger RNA from Caenorhabditis elegans, 750 nucleotides. It is a transcript of the gene srlf-8, whose product is annotated as SXP/RAL-2 family protein Ani s 5-like cation-binding domain-containing protein. The record is from RefSeq and is marked reviewed. Lineage: Eukaryota; Metazoa; Nematoda; Chromadorea; Rhabditida; Rhabditidae. The coding region runs from base 1 to 750 and encodes 249 amino acids. The transcript is spliced from 3 exons.